Hansenula ciferrii is the source of this 1560-nucleotide messenger RNA. RefSeq names its product Rtc4p (gene RTC4). The record is from RefSeq and is a predicted model, not a curated record. The transcript has a single exon. NCBI's taxonomy places the organism in Eukaryota, Fungi, Ascomycota, Saccharomycetes, Phaffomycetales, Wickerhamomycetaceae. Bases 1 to 1560 code for a protein of 519 amino acids.
AUGUCCAAUGCUUUUUCAAGAAGAGGUCAGAAAUCAAGUGGAUCUCAAACACAACCUAGAUUGACUAGUUCAAUUAGAAGACUGCCACCUCCACCACGUAUAGGACAAGGGAGCUAUCAAUCACUUGGUAGUAGGAAACAUGAUUACAAGGGGAAGCCAAUUACUGUUAGUGAUCCAAGUUCUGAUCGUGAAGUAACACCUGAAAAACAAUCGAGAUCUUCAAAUGAAGAAGAUGAUCUUGAAAAUAUAUCACAAGAAGAGUUUGAUUUAAAAAGCCCCGUAAAGAAACAGAAGAAACCUUCAAUGUUUAGUAAAGCUGCAAAAUUUGGGAAAUAUAAGACUGCUCCUGAUUUGGGCCCUCAUAAAGCAAAUUUACUUUCAGACGUCAGACCUACAUUUAGUAAAAUAAUAAAGAGAGUUUCAAAUCCAAACCCUGGACGGAUAGAUCCAGCAUUCGAUGCAUCAAGAGGUGAAAACUAUAAUAAAUCAAAAGAGAAAUCAAAUAAUAAAAAGUCCAAGAAUGAUAAUAGUUCAGCAAAAGAUAUAGAUUUGUUGGACAAUCUUACAGAAGAAGAGAAGAAACUUAUGGGAGGAAGUAAUAAAACUUUAAAAUUAGCUACAAAAGCACCACCAUCAUCAGUUCCUGAUUCAUUUUUAACUGCAAAGAUCAAAAAUUCAGACAAAGAAGAACCUGUAAAAGAACCUGAAGUUGAAUUUACAGAGGAAGAAUCUAAAUUAACUGGUGAGAGUAAAAUCAGUAAACUAUUAGCCAAUACCAAAGCUAAAAAUGAUGAUUUCUUAGAAACCUUACAAAAAUCUAAAAUUACUAAACGUGAUACACCAGAAUUAGAAGAUAAAAAUAAAAGUUAUAUUAAUAUAGAUAUUGAUGAGUCAUUUGAUACUGGAUUAGUUAACAAUUUUGAAGAAUUUAAUGAAGCUAAAAAUUUCAAAAAACAAAGAAAAAUUAUUGAAUCUAAAUAUGAAAAUAAAUCAUUUCCAAUUGUUUGGGAUGAAGAUGAUUUUAUUGCAAAAGCAACACCUCAUUUAUCAUGCGUCCCCAAGAUACUUUCUGGUAAACUAGAUUCACCAUAUUAUGCAGAAGCAUCAGAUAUUGCUAAAGAAUCACCAAGUACACAUUUAUCAUCAUCAGAAUUUCUUAGACUUCCAAUUUCUCAUUUUACUAUUGGAUUCUAUGGUGUUAAAAGACAAGCUAUAAUUGCAUCAAUAAUUAAACAACAUUAUCAAAAAGAUCUUGAAAAAGCUCAAUUGAUUAAUAAGACAAUGAAAUUUUGGUCAUUAGAUUCAUUUGUUCUUUAUGUCUUAUCAUGUGAAGUUGCUGUAAGAAUGGCUGCUAAGGAUUUGAAAAUAUCAGCGGGUGAAGCAUUAGACAUACUUGAAGAAACUGUGGAUUAUGGUAAAUAUAUAACAGAUCCUGUUCCUGUUGCACCAUCAACUAAACCAACAAAUUCUCAAGGAAAUCGAAAUGAUGUUGAAGAGAUCCUCAGUGAAUCUGAAAAAGAAGAUGAAAUUGAAGAUGAUUCAGAGCUUGAUAUCCUAUAA